AUGGCACAAACUCAUCUCGACUCAUCAGCUUACUUUCUGGAGCUCUCAAACAAGAUCACAGACUUUCAAAAGAAUCAGAAAAUUGAUAGGAAAAACGCCAAGAAGUUAUAUGAAAACAGGUCUUUAGAAGCAGAACUAGCGGACAACACAUUGAAAAAAGCGAAAACAAAUGAAAAUUCCUACCCCACUAAGGAAUGGGAUAAGAUCGUGAAAAAAGCGGCCAAAGCCAUUGAAGAUGCAGCAGCAGCAGAUAAAUUGUACAAAGACCUGGUGACGAAAUUGGAGGAGACGAGGAAACUAUGGGAGAAGGAGAUGAAGGAGUACAGCAUUAUGUGUGAACAGAUGGACGAAAGCAGGCUGAAAUUUUUGAUGGAAAGCAUGUGGGCUGCUGUUAAUGUAGUAUCAAAAAACUGCCUCGACAUUGAUAACGGCUGUGAAGUUAUAAGGCAGUCCCUUGAAAAUGUCAGCAUUGAUGGAGACAUGAGGAUGUUUGUCGGCAGGUGUCAAACUGGGUCUGAGAAGCCUGCUCCAAUGAGGUAUGAACCCUACCGAUCUCAAUAUUCCUCAUCAGCGCGCGUCUAA
Molecule: messenger RNA, 582 nt
Organism: Helobdella robusta
Lineage: Eukaryota; Metazoa; Annelida; Clitellata; Rhynchobdellida; Glossiphoniidae
Exons: 7
Coding region: 1-582 (193 amino acids)
Biological process (GO): actin filament polymerization
Cellular component (GO): actin filament; plasma membrane; cytoplasm
Molecular function (GO): actin filament binding
Source: RefSeq, a predicted model, not a curated record